Molecule: messenger RNA, 816 nt
Organism: Penicillium brevicompactum
Lineage: Eukaryota; Fungi; Ascomycota; Eurotiomycetes; Eurotiales; Aspergillaceae
Product: YggS family pyridoxal phosphate enzyme
Exons: 1
Coding region: 1-816 (271 amino acids)
Cellular component (GO): intracellular anatomical structure
Molecular function (GO): pyridoxal phosphate binding
Source: RefSeq, a predicted model, not a curated record
AUGACAACACCGGAACCCAACAUGGCAGCAACACCGGCGCGGGCCUCCGCUCUCCUCGCGAACCUGACCGCAGUAUCCGCCCGCAUCACCACAGCAAGCCAACAAGCCCCAACACCCAAACCAGUCCGCCUAAUCGCAGUCUCCAAACUGAAGCCAGCAAGCGACGCGCUAGCCCUCCACCAAGCGCCCGCCUCGCAAGUCCAUUUCGGCGAAAACUACCUGCAAGAACUCCUGGAGAAAUCACGCCUCCUCCCCGCAAGCAUCAAAUGGCAUUUCAUCGGCGGACUCCAGAGUAACAAGUGCGUGACACUUGCCCGAGAAGUGCGCGGGCUCUGGGCAGUUGAGAGCGUGGACUCGGAGAAGAAAGCCAAGCUUCUUGCGAAGGGGUGGGAGGAGCGGAGUGAGGAUGUCAAGGCGCAUGCGGAAGACGGUGAUAGACUGCGCGUCUAUGUGCAGGUGAAUACCUCGGGCGAGUCGAAUAAGGCGGGCAUUGAGCCUGAGGCGGCGGCGGGGCUGUGUCGGUAUAUUCGGGAACAGUGUCCGCGGUUGAAGCUGCAGGGUGUGAUGACUAUCGGUGCGAUUGCGCGGUCGAGGGAUACGACGCCUGAGAAUGAGAAUGAGGAUUUUGUUUGUUUGAGGGAGACGAGGGAUCGGAUUGUGAAGGAGCUUGGGCUUGAUGGGGUUGAGGCGGAAUUGGAGCUUAGUAUGGGGAUGAGCUCGGAUUUCGAGGGUGCUAUUGCUCUUGGUAGCGAUCAGGUGCGGGUUGGUACUACGAUCUUUGGGGAUAGGCCGCCUAAGGCGGAUGCUGUUGUUUGA